This is a messenger RNA of Hypanus sabinus (Atlantic stingray), 9946 nucleotides long. RefSeq names its product interleukin-6 receptor subunit beta-like. Gene Ontology annotation, cellular component: signaling receptor complex; external side of plasma membrane. The record is from RefSeq and is a predicted model, not a curated record. Bases 272 to 2644 code for a protein of 790 amino acids. The transcript is spliced from 18 exons. Lineage: Eukaryota; Metazoa; Chordata; Chondrichthyes; Myliobatiformes; Dasyatidae. Gene Ontology annotation, biological process: cytokine-mediated signaling pathway. Gene Ontology annotation, molecular function: cytokine receptor activity; cytokine binding.
GUGGAAGAGAUACUUUAAAAAAAACUUGAGAACUGACGCCUGAUAGUUCGGGGCCCUAAGUUUUUUUUUCGUGGAAUUUCCCGACAGGAAUAUAUCCAGCUUAUUCCCUUGCGUUCCUACGAGAUUCAAGCCAUCCAGUAGCCAAACUACGACUAUGUUCCCGAAUCUUCUCUCCACUUCUCGUGUAUUUAGUUUCCAGUUUUAAUGAAUCGAGAAUGGCUCUUGAUGAUCCAGGAAUAUUAUACCGCAGAACUCUUAUGACAAGAACUCUAUGAAUCUUUCAACAAUGUUUUCUACAGGAAAGACUGCCACUGCUUGGGUGUGGGUAAUGUUUUCAAUAAGUUCAUUUUUGGUUGAAGAUGGAUUGCCGUUUCUUUGCCAUGUUGUUGAUUCGACUUCAAAAGUGAUUAAACUACGAUCAUCUCUAUCGCUGACUUGUGCAUUGCGACGGGAGUGUAUUGCAUCAUUAGAUGCAAAUGCAAGUCAUAUAUUCUGGAAACUAAAUGAUACCAAAAUUCCACAAGGACAGUAUCAUUUUAAUGAGACUGUUUCACAAGUGACCUUGAAUUAUUUUGAUGCAGUGAAAGGCUAUUUGACAUGUCACAUUAAUAUCAAAGGAGCACCAAAUAUUCUUCAUCGUUUUACUAUUAAAGCAGGAUUGCCUCCUGAGAAGCCAAAAAAUAUUUCCUGUGUUUCAUACUGGGUGAAAAACUUUACUUGUUUCUGGGAUCAAGGAUAUGAAACAUAUCUAGAGACUAAUUUUACAUUAGUUCGAAUAAUAGAACAUUCUGGAAAUAGUACCUGUGUUAGUACAAGGAAGAAUACGUGCUCCUUUAUUUUCCCGAAUAUGUAUAUUGUAGACUGCAAGGUUAUUGUUAUGGCGGAAAAUGCUCUCGGCAAAGCUUGGUCUGAUCCUUUGGACGUGAAGAUUGAUCAGAUUUCCAGAACUGGUCCACCUCAGAAUGUAAUUGUUCAGUCUGUGCGAGGCCAAGGGAGAUCUCUACUUGUAACUUGGCAAAAACCCAUUGAGGUGAUGCCGUCUGUCCACUUACUUUAUAACAUCCAAUACCAAGCGGCUGGCUCAAGCAAGUGGAUUCAGGUAACAGAAAAAGAAGAAAUUGUUAAUAAUUCAUUUGUAGUUCAGAACCUCAACCCCUUCACUAAUUAUACUGUUGCUGUGCGAUGCAUUGGUAAAGAACAGACCAUAUGGAGUGGAUGGAGUAAUGAAGGAACUGGAUUAACAUCUGAAGCUAAACCAUUGGCAGCACCAGAACUAUGGAGGCAAAUCAAAAAUCAUGAUUCUCAGGGCAUUAGAGAAGUACAUCUUCAUUGGAAGGCUUUGAACAAGUCUAUAGCAAAUGGAAUCAUUUUGGGAUACAGGAUAUGGUCUGAGAAACGAUGGGAUCAAACAUUGGUGCAACAGGAUAACACAACAUAUUUGAAUUAUUCCUUGUUGCUGACACAUGAAGCACACGUUGUAACUGUCAUUGCUUAUAAUUCAGCGGGCGAUUCUCCUAAGGCAGUCUUGAUAGUUCCAGCUGUAAACCAGACAGCUCCCACAACUGUUCAGUAUGUUCAAGUUACAUCACAGAAUAACCGACUGCUCAUACAGUGGAAGGCUCUAGAACGACCAGAUAAUGGAUAUAUCAUUGAAUGGUGUUUGUUUUUGGAUGCAAACCCCUGUGCUGGACCACUCCAAUGGCAAUAUGAAGGAAAUACAACAGAAAUGAUGUACUUAAAGGGUGAUUUUAAACCAUUUGUGUGCUAUAACAUUACUGUUUAUGCUUUGUACAACGAUGGUCCAGGAAAUCCACGGUCAGCACUAGCCUAUCUGCAACAAAGUUAUCCAGCAGAAGGACCCAGCGGCGUUUUUCAUAAAGCAAGAGGAACAGAAGUUACGAUUAAAUGGCAGGAAAUUCCUAUAGAAAAGCGACGUGGUUUCAUUACCAAUUACACCAUCUUUUAUAAAUCUGAGAAAGGUGAAAAAGCUGUAACACUGAGUCCAGAUACUUUUGAGUAUACUUUGGAAUCUCUGGACAGAAAUACUGAAUACUUCGUAUAUAUAAUGGCAUCCACAGUGAAAGGGGGUAAAAAUGGCAGCUUGAUUGUCUUCAAGACAAAUGCAAUUGAGCAAGGAGAUAUUGUGGUGCUUGUGGUGUCCGUCGUUCUCAGCUUCCUACUAAUGAUCAUUGCAUCCGUGGCCUGUUUUAAUUACCAACACAGGAUUAAAACAUACAUUUGGCCUGAUGUUGCAGACCCAGCAGGGAGCAGUAUGGCAGAUUGGUUACAAAAGCACCCAUCCAAGGAUAAUCAUGUUCUUAAAAUACUGAAUCCUGGGAAUGAAUCCAUAUCAGACUUCAGUUCCGUUGAAGUUUUGUGUUUGUUUGAGCAAGACAAGCUAAAGUCUGUGCAGAAAGAGGAGACUUCAUCCUUGCACACAGCAGAAGAGGAAUCUUCAUCCGGUUUGUCUCCACCACAGCAAGACAUUGCAAAUGGAGCAGAAACGGCUCGCCUGUUGCCACCUACAGAUGUAGUAGCAUACACAGUCUUGGAGGAAUGCUACAAGAGCCAAGUGCCAGAGCAGCCAUUAGUUUCAACUGUUCCAGAAACAAGUGCAGAGGACCAGAUGCUGCUUGUUUGUUGAGUGCUUCCUAAAUUGCCUGCUUUGCUAAUGGAGAAGUAAAAUAAGACAGUCAGUGCGGUGUGGGAGUGACCAGUGCCAGUAUUACGAUGCAGAUUCACGCAAUGGAAUUUCCCUAGAAGUGCUUGACUCUCACAACUUCAUCAGUGUGGUAGAAAACCUAUUCUACAGUUAUGGCUAGAGUCUGAGAACAGGGCUGAGGAAAUUUUAGGUUUCAGAACCACAUUCAUUAAAACCUACAAGAUCAAAGUUGUAUGUUGAAACUGUAACCUUCAGCCAAUAUAUAUUGCCAAUUGCUUUGGGUCCUGUAGGUUUUGCCUUGAUUUCUUCUUUGUAAGAAACCUUACGGGGCCAGUUGUAAUACAUUAUAAAUGGGUAAGUCUAGAAUGAGAUAAAUGGGAAGAGGCUAUCUGGCCUUUUGUUUCAGUGAUAAGAAAGAAAGGAUUGAAGAUCUGGUCCUGAUCCUGUGCCCAAUAUACAAAUCAUUUAACAAAAUAGCAAAUAACAGUUUCUUUACCUAAAUACAAAACAACUUUUAUGAAACUGAAAAAGCCAAAAGUCAUGACUGAUUCAAAGUGAAACCACAGUUCAGUGGGGCUUAAUGCAGCUCACUGUUUGCAGGACAAUUGGCCAUUGAACUCCAUGGUAACGAUGAUGCAUCUGGUUGACCUUCAGUGAAGCUGAGUAUCUGCUCCCAUGUUUGUCAUGUCAGUUCUCACAGGAGCCUGCUCCACCACACCCAGCAAGCGCUCCUGUUGAGAACUGAUGUCUCACCAUCACCCACAAAUUUUGAAAUAGUUCCCUGAACUGACAAACUCACGUUAAGAGGACAUACCAGGAACAGAAAAGGGAACAUCUCAGUCCAUCUUCCACCCGUUCAUUAGAACUCCUUGUUUUCUUUCCCCAAGUUAUUUUCCCAUGAUCUUUUUAUUCGAUAAGCUUCAGGCUUCCUGACAUGCCCACUAAGUGGUUUUUGGAAGCUUGCAUCCAUCAGUCCAGUCAUUUCACUGACAUCAGCCUUCACCAUUAACUUGUGAUACAUCAAUCCAAUCAUUUAACACAGCUUGCUUUUUACCAAACAUCAAAUAAUUUACUGGAGGAAUUCAGCAGGUUGAGCAAUAUAUUGUGGACUUAUUUAUUCAUUUAUUGUUUUGGAUUAAAACCUUGUAUCAUUUCCCUUCCUCCUGCAGAUAUUGCUUCACCUGCUAGGUUUCUCCAACCGAUUGUUACUCUAGACUCCAGUAACUGCUGUCCCUUGCAUCUCCCUUCUCUUUUAUGAUUUCUUGCUGUCUUUCAUUCAUUAAUCCAUCUGCAUCCAACUGUUGAUUUUGUUCCAGAUUUUUUUUCUGCAUCCUCAAGGUUAGCUGGGCUAGGACAUGGAUUUUGCUGUUACAAGAAUCACUCCUUGUUAUAAUGAUCAGUGAGGCACAGAGAAUCUGUAUUUACUGACUUUUUACUAACUAAAUACUAAAGUAUUUGCUAACUUUUAUUGUCUCAACUAAGGAGCAUGUGGGUUCACAAACUAACUACCUGUGUGCACCCUACUUGAAUCUCUGACCCUCCAUGAACUGUCAAUGAAGAGAAAAGAUAUUACCCAAGAAAGGAAUCUAUACUGGCCAGGUGUUCCUUGUGGUCCCGAUCUCCAUGUGUCCAUGGUGUUCUUAUCUGCAAUGGUUGGUCCCUGGUGGCUGGAGAGUUAUUGCCCUGGUGUAUUUGGAGCUCCUGAGUCUUGUACUGUUCCUCAUCAAUUGAACUGGUGGAUCUCCAUCCCAUUGGCUCAAGGUCACCUGACCUACCUGGGUCACCUUCUUACUGGUCAUUGUCCAAGGCUAUAAACAACAUUGUUUCAUGGUACUGCCCACCGUGUGUAUUUGUGUCUUUCAACUCUGACUGGUCCAAGCCAGUUAAAUGGCAGAGUCUAACGAGAUUACGGAUUGAUUGAUUCUUUGGUGGGUGUGGCAUUUUACAUAAUAAGCAGCUACUCCUCUGAGAAUGGUCUCAGAUUUAGCAGGACAUUACCUUCUGUCCACAUUCAAUUGCUCUGAUUAGGUUGUCCCAGAGCAAGAGUAAUUUCAGAGUCCAUAAAAUGGGGGAAAUAAAGACUGCGCAGAGAGAUUGGAGAGAUUGGCGCAGAGAGAUUGGAGAGAUUGGGCUUGUACACGCUGGAAUUGAAGAGAUUGAGAGGGGAUCUGAUUGAAACGUUUCAAAUAAUUAAAGGAUUUGAUAGGAUUGAGGCAGGAAAUAUGUUCCAGAUGUUGGGAGAGUCCAGUACCAGAGGGCAUGGAUUGAGAAUAAGAGGUCAGUUAUUUAAAACAGAGUUGAGGAAGAGCUUCUUCUCCCAGAGAGUUGUGGAGGUGUGGAAUGCACUGCCUCGGAAGACGGUGGAGGCCAAUUCUCUGGAUGCUUUAAAGAAGGAGCUAGAUAGACAUUUGAUGGAUAGGGGAAUCAAGGGAUAUGGGGACAAGGCAGGGACUGGGUAUUGAUAGUGAAUGAUCAGCCAUGAUCUCAGAAUGGUGGUGCCGAAUGGUCUACUUCUGCACCUAUUGUCUAUUGUCUAUUGUCUAUUCUUUGUCUGUAUCCUCUGUCCUUGAUCAGACUGUACUUUCUCUGGCCAACAUUGCACUGUUUGUUUUUUUGAAUAGUAAUGUAACAUGGGCAGAUCUUCGGUCCUAUGAUUAAGAGCCCCCACAAGUUUCAGCCUUCCUCUCUCAACAACUCAGUGUUCCUCCCAUUCCUGGUGAUAUAUUCAUUUCUAUUAUAUCCACCCUUCUGAUCAUAAUUUUUAUUCAUUUCAAUACAUCCAGCUUAUCAACUAUCUCCUCUUCUUGGCAGCAUCUUCACCCAUGAUAAAUCAGAUAUCUAAUAUUGGGGCAAUGCAUGCUGAAUGUGUGAGUGGGUCUCUCACAGGGCUCCAUUUACUCUUUAUGUCCAUGUAGGAGAUUCUUAGAUUUGUUUUUGUGCCAGAUGUCCGUGAGCUUUCAUAGUCUGUUUGUACUUAUUUCCGUUUUCACAUCCUUUCUACACUUUCAGUCUUAAGUCUGGUUCUCACAUCAAUCUUUUGUGUCUCUGCCUCCUUUUAUUGCUCAACCUCGAGAGCUCUGGUUUCGAUUUCCCAACCCUUUCCCUUGUGGCCUUGUAUACUCACUGCAUCCAAACGGUCUCUGGUUUACUGCUCACAUCUCUUUCACAUACGAAUAUCUGAUUCCAAUUCACCAGGCAACUAUAUUCACAUAUCACAGUCACUGGCCCUCCUACUAUUAAGGUAGGAGGCUUGAUUGAGUCCAUCCUUGGACUUUGUGAGAGGCUAGAGAAGAAAUUGAGGAGGCCCUUGUGGAGAUACUUGCUUCAUCGUAAGCCACUGUUGAAGGUUUGGAAGACUGGAAGGUGGCUAAUGUUUUUUUUUUCAAGAAGGUUGAGUCAGUCUCCCAUCAGCAGUGGGCAGGUUACUGGAGGGUAUCUGAGAGUUAGGAUCUACCAGCAUCUGGAUAAACAAAGUCUGAUUAGGAGGAGUCAGGAGACCCUUACUCCUGAUGAAGGGUUUCGGCCCGAAACAUCGUCACUUCCUCCUCCCAUAUAUGUUGUCAGGUCUGCUGAGUUCUGCCAGCAUUUUGUGUUUUUAUUAGGAGGAGUCAGCAUGUCUUUGUGCAGGGGAAGUCCUGGUUGAUGAACUUUUAAGAAUUUUUAGGAGAGGUAACCAAAAAGGUAGAUGAGAGUAGGACAAUGGAUGUUAGCAAGAUGUUCGACAUGACUCCACGUGGUUGUUAAGUCUGGAAGAUUAGGUCCAAUGGAAUCCAGGGAGAGCUAGGUCAGUGGAUUCAACAUUUUAAAGGUAGGAAGCUGAGGGAGAUGGCUGAAAGUUGCUUCUCAGAAUGGAUGCUGGUGACUACUGAUGUGUCUCAGGGGUCAAUGUUGGGCUGUUUGUUCUUUAUAGAAAUGAUUUGGAUGCAAAUGCACAAGGCUUGAUGUGGUGAACUACAUAUACCUGUCUGGACAUGCCCCCUGCUGACUGCUCCUGUGGCUCCUCCCACAGACCCCGGUAUAAAGGCAAUUGAGGCCUGAGCCCGGCCCUCAGUCUCCAGGAUGUAGUAUGGUGGUCAACCACUGCUUGUUCUUUCUUCCAGUCAAUAAAAGCCGAUAUCUCACCUUCACGUCUCAGAGAGAGUUAUUGAUGGUGCAUCACUUGAGCAGUAAGUCUGCAGCUGACAGAAGAUUUGGAGGUGCUGUUGAUAAUGAAGAUGGUUAUCAUAGUUAACAGGGUAUUAGCAUAUGUUUUUAUGUAUUUGAUAUGUUAGUCAAGUGAGCUGAGAAGUGGCAAGUGGUUUUCAGUGCAGAUGAGUGUGACAUGAUGCAGUUUGGAAGACAAAUCAGCAUAGGAUUUAUACUGUGAAUGGUAGGGCACUGGGGUGUGUAACGUAACUAAGAGUAGAAGUACAUAAUUCAUUGAGGCAGGGAUGCAGUGUGGUGAAAAGUGUGUUUAGCACAUAAGCCUUCCUCAGUCGGGGCAAUGAGUAUAGAAGCUGAGACAAUAUGUUGCAGUUGUAGAUGUUGUUGGUGGAGCUGCACUUGGAGUACUGUGAGCCCUGGUCACCCUGUUAGAGAGCCAUAGAUUCAUAGAACACUGCAGCACAGAAACAGUGCCAAACCAUUGUUCUGCCCAGUCCCACUGACCUGCACCUGAACCAUAGUCCUCCACACUGCUCGCAUCCAUGUACUUAUCUAAACUUCUCACAAACUUUAAAUUUGAACCUGAAACAAACACUUCCACUGGCAGCUCGUUCCACACUUUCACCACCACCUGAGUGAAGAGUUCCCCUUAAACAUUACACCUUUCACCCUUAACCCAUAACCUCUAGUUCUGGUCUUACCCAACCUCAGUGGAAAAAGCCUGCUUGCAUUUACCCUUUCUAUACCGCUCAUAAUUUUGUAUAUCAUAUCUCCCCUCAUUCUCCUGGGCUCCAGGGAAUAAAAUAUCUCCAUAAUUCCCCUGUCCAUCUGUCACUCUCCACUAAUACCCCUCCUGGUGCUUAUCCCUACAAGUGGAACAAGUGCCGUACCUGUCCAUUCGCCUCCUCCCUCAUAACCAUUCAGGACCCAAACAGUCCUUCUAGGAAAGGCAACACUUCACCUGCAAGUCUGCUGGGAUCAGCUUCUAUAUCCAGUCUUCCCAUUGUGGUCUCGUCUACAUCGCUGAGACCUGACGUAGAUUGGAAGACUGCUUUGUCAAGCACCUUCACUCCAUCUGCAACAGGAAGAUGUCCCUGUUGACAACUAUUUUAAUGCCACUCUCCAUUCCCAUUCCAACAUUUCGGUUUAUUGGCCUCCUCUUCUGCUACGAAGAGGCCACUCUCAGGCUGGAGGAGCAACAUCUCAUACUCCGUUUGGGUAGGCUCCAACCUGCUGACAUAAAACAUCGAUUUCUCCAACUUACAGUAUUUUUCCCCACUCCCCCUUCUCUCCUUUACUGUUCCCUAUUCUGGCUUCCCGCUUCCCACUUCUCUUCACCUGCCUGUCACCUUCUUCUGGUGCCCCUACUCUUCUCUUUCUCUCAUGAUCCCCUCUCCUCUUCUAACCUUCCUCUUCUACUUUUAUCACCUAUCACCUCCCAGCUUCUAGCUUCAUCACCCACCCACCCACCUACCUACCUUCUUAUCUGACUGGUAUUCUAGCUGGUAUUCAUUUCCCUUCCCCACCACCCACCUUCUUAUUCUGGCUUCUUCCGCCUUCUUUUCCCAUCCCGAUGAAGGGUCUCUGUCCAAAACAUCAAAUCUUUAUUCCUCUCUGUAGAUGUUGCCUGACCUGUUGAGUUCCUCCAGCAUUUUAUUGCGUGUUAAUAAAGACCUAACCUAUUCAAAUUUCCCUGUAACUCAAGUCCUCAAGCCCAGGCAACAUCCUUGAAAAUUUUCUCUGUACUUCUCUAAUAUAAUUGAUAUCUUUCCUUUGGGAAGGUGACCAGAAUAGAUAGAUGCACGAAUAAAGUUGAAAGCUCAAAAUAAAUUUAUUAUCAAACCACAUACUGUAUAUGUCAGCAUAUUAGUAUAUGAGAUAAUUUUCUUGCAAGUAUAACAAAGGAAUGCAAUAUAAUCAGUGAAAGACUACUGUUAUGAGUGAUGAACAGACCUGAUGGACAAUGGGGUACAGAGUUAACCACCCCCCCCCCGAGAAACACGAACUAUUACUGUUGCUAUGUUGACCAUGAGAAAGAGAGACGGAAAAACAAGAACAUCGGCGACAGAUAAGAGAGAGGGGGAAAUUGCUGAUUAACCGUAUUGUGACUCCUUUUUGAAUUAUUUACUGUUUCGCUGCAAGGACAAUAGUUUGCUCAUAAACAUUCCUCAGUGGACUGAAGGAGUGGCCUUAUUUGAUGGACACAGUCAUUCAGGAGUAAUGGAUAGCUGAGACCCCGUGAGAGGAUAAAAAGACAGGUCUGGAGAGACACCCUCCAGACACGCCAGUGGACACUGAUUGAGUGUUGGAACCCACAAGAAAGGUGGGGGCUUCGAAGACCGAACCAGGAGGUCGGUCAUUAAGGCUAUCAGUGUAAAAGCAGGGCCGGUGGGGACUUGUGUGUGUGUCCACUCAUGCCAGAGUGACGAGUCCACCACAGAAGAACGGUCUAGCAGAAGGACGGAGAGAUCAUAACUGAAUGACCACACCGAUACGACAGAUUAAGAAAGCAAAGGAAGGUUUGCCUGACUGUAGCUGUUACAUCUCGCUCGCUCUCUCGCUCUCUUUUUCUCUCUCUCCAACGAUUACAAUACAACAACUAUAACUACAUCAGCACUCAUGAACUGAACUGAACUUUAUACUUUUCUAUGACAAUUUAUUUACCCCUAGACAUCAAUAGAGCUUGUUUAUUAUUGAUUAUUAUUAUUCCUACACUUUUAGGUUUAUUACUGCUAAUUGGUUUUAUAAGUAUAUUUGCAUUAUUGAUAUGGUUUUGCUUAUUUUUUAUUAAUAAACACCUUUAGUAUAGUACCACCAGACUCCAACGGAUACUUCUUUCUCUGCUGGUUAGACACCCAGUUAUGGGAUACGUAACACUACACACAGAAACUCUUAAGUAACCAAUGUGAAAGGAAUACUAAAUAUAAAAUAAUAAUAAUAAUUAAAGUACUGGCAGUGUUAAUAUUCAUAAUUGUUGGUAUUAAUUUUUGUCUUGCCUUCAUCAGUACCUAUUAAUGCAUAUCAACAAUUUUCUUAAAAAUCUUGAAAAAGUGUCUGAAUUUUUGACAGAACAUGAAACAUAUCUUUCACCUAAAGGGGAAAUCACAAAGGAUCCAUCAAAAUAUUCUCCAAUCACUUGUU